AACGCGUCAACAAAGAGGAACGUGUGUGUUUUGCAUGUUAUUUGUUUACACGUGAUCACCAUUCAAAAUCCAACAGCGGAUCCGUUAACGGUUGGGCGUAUCUGAUGCAUGGCGAUGGGGAUGGAUUCAGAAUUUCGAUCAUGUAAGAGCGGUAUAAAGAGGUGCUCCGUCAAUAACGGCGGUAUUCCGUUGCUUUAAGCAAGGAAAAUUCUCAGAAGAAAUGACAACAAGAUGAAAAAACGUGAGAAUGACGGCAACUGAAAACAAUUUAAACGCUGCUGUUUGCUGUUUCUCCAUAUUCCCGUCCAUACCAUCCUGAACAAACCCGUCUCGAAAGUGAUACUGAUAUCAUCAUUAUGCGUUUUGCACUUGCUUACAUCACCAUCCUGCUCUUUGUAGCCACAGCAGUAUUUGCACAAUUCGACAAUUUGAUCGAAGGAGUUUCGGAUAUCAGCCAAGCAGUGUUGGAAUUACGUGAAGCUGUUAACUCAAAACCAUUGACAUACUUUUCCGCAUUGGGGAUCAACUCAAAAGCCAAAGCUUUAAUCUCCGAAAUUCAAGAUAGCGAAGAAGUUGUGAGCGAGAUCAAAACAAACUUUACUAUUGAAGAAACACAAACAUUAAUCAAAUCAUUGUAUGUUGUCGAAAGAAGAGUCAAUUAUACAGUGAUUGAUUUGAUCAAAAUCAAGCCGCAAUUGGAACAAUUAGGUGUUCUCGGAAUCGCGAGAGCAGAUGUUGCAGACAUUUCAACGGAAACGCAAGAUUUGAUCAAGAUCAUGUUCCCUCUCGUACCCCAAGAAAUGCGCUCUCAAGCAGCUCGUUUGGCAAGAAGAGUAAAUCAUUCUUUAAUCGUUUUGUGCAACGUCUUUGGUGUCAAAUUCCAGUCGGCAAAAUAUCCCUUCACCACAAAUGUUAUGAGUACGUUCGAAUCAAACAUCAUCGCAAUUCAAGGUGUGUUUCAAGAUUCCAAGACGAUCAUUUUGAACUAUCGAGAUGGUCAUGCUCCAACAGUGACCAGUGAUGAAGUGACCUCGAUUAUUCAAGCUAUGAGUGGCACGAUCAAUCCUUUCAAGGCUAUAUGUGAAGCAAUCGUUUUCAAUGCAAUCAUGAAAUUGAAAACGGAUAUUACCACUUUAAAAGCGAAUGAUGCCCUCGCAACAGAUUUAGAAGCAAUGGCUAAGGCGAUCUCAAUUUGGUCAACUGCUUUUACGAACAUCAUUGAUCGUAAAGAUAUCAAGCGUUCUGAAGUGGCUACUGUUGAAUUGGAAAAUGCUUCUACUGAUGCUUGCAAAGCAUACGCUGGCUGGGAUGAUCUCAAUUCAAACUUGCAAAAUAUUCAAUCUCAAAGUGCUACAUUUGCUAGCACUCCAACAAACAGCGCAAUCACUGCUCAAAGUGCUGCUCAAAUCGUUAGCAAUGCAAACGCAUUGGCAAGAGUAUUUGAUGCAGCAAACUCAACACUUCAAGGAUACUCCGGUACAAUUACUGCAAACGAAUUCGAUUUGAUUGCAAGCUCUUUUGUUUACUUUAGCAAGCAGCGUUUCAACUGCUACACUCAAGUCAAACAACGCGCAGGUGUUAAAGUUGGUACUGCUUUGAAUGGUUUAUAUGCAAGUGUAAAAGCAUUCGCAUCUGGUUCGAAAGCGCAAGCUUCCGCUGUAAGGAUUCAACACCAAACUGAUAAAUGGCAAACUGAUGCUCAAUGUGGUUGCAAGGCAUUCGGUAAAUGCUGA
This is a messenger RNA of Meira miltonrushii, 1733 nucleotides long. RefSeq lists its product as uncharacterized. NCBI's taxonomy places the organism in Eukaryota, Fungi, Basidiomycota, Exobasidiomycetes, Exobasidiales, Brachybasidiaceae. Gene Ontology annotation, cellular component: extracellular region. Bases 357 to 1733 code for a protein of 458 amino acids. The transcript is spliced from 4 exons. The record is from RefSeq and is a predicted model, not a curated record.